Messenger RNA from Odobenus rosmarus divergens (Pacific walrus), 3663 nucleotides. RefSeq names its product KIAA1755 ortholog. NCBI's taxonomy places the organism in Eukaryota, Metazoa, Chordata, Mammalia, Carnivora, Odobenidae. The record is from RefSeq and is a predicted model, not a curated record. Bases 1 to 3663 code for a protein of 1220 amino acids. The transcript has 14 exons.
AUGGUGGGAUUUGGGGAUGCUGACCUCCCCGUUCCCUCUGGCCCUGACCUGAAUGCCCCCACCAUUCCUCCACUCCACCUUGGACCAGUGGAUGACACUGAGCAAAGACUGCCAGAGGACCCCCCAUCCCUGGACGCAGCCAUCCAGCAUGCCCUGGCAGGCCUCUAUCCCCCUUUUGAGGCCACGGCGCCCACCAUCCUGGGGCAGGUGUUCCGUCUCCUGGAUUCUGACUUCCAGGGGGAUGGGCUGAGCUUCCUGCUGGAUUUCCUAAUUCCUGCCAAGCGCCUGUGUGAGCAAGUGCGUGAAGCAGCCUGUGCCCCGUACUCACACUGCCUCUUCCUGCAUGAGGGCUGGCCUCUGUGUCUGCGGGGUGAGGUCGUGGUGCACCUGGCCCCCCUCAACCCCCUCUUACUGCGCCAAGGGGACUUCUAUCUCCAAGUCGAGCCCCAGGAGGAACAGUCUGUCUGCAUCAUGAUCAAGUGCCUCUCCUUGGACCUCCGCACAGUGGACACAAAACCCGUUCCUGUGUCGUCCUACCCUAUACUUUUCACCCAGACGUGGCUGGAGGCCAUCAACAGUGACUUUGAGGGAAGUCCCCUACACAACUGCCUUGUCGCUUCAGAGGAUGGAGUUGUCCCUGUGCCCUGGACCAAGAUAACCAGCCCGGAGUUUGUGGAUGACAGACCCCAAGCAGUGAAUGUCCUCUCCCUGGCCUGGGGGUCCCUUCAGUUAGAGGCCCUCGAUUUGAGCCGCCCUCCCGAGCUGCACCAGCCCAGUUCCCCAGGCAGCCAGGUGCUGCUUGCCCGGAGCUUGGCCAAGGGCAAGGGCAGGACAUAUGGAAACAAGUACCCAGGACUCAUCAAGGUGGAGCCAGCCAGGCCUGGGGAGGUGGCUUUUAGGAUGGACCAUGUGGUCAGCCAGGACUUGGAGGGAGACUAUGUGGUCCUCCUGGAGAGCAGAGGAGGGUCUCCCAGUAGGGAAGUGGAGACAUCCAGUGGGUGUCCUUUGGGGGCACUGGAGGAACUCUCCAAAACUAAGGAAAUCCCUUUCUCUCAAAGAACGCCACCCCUCUCAGGGACCAAUAGGGGACCUUCCUUGAAAAAAUGGGCUUGUGAGAAGCCAGCAAGCUCAGAAGAGGAGCCCUGCAUUUUGGGCUUGAGGAGAAAGGUCAGCCAUAAAGUUGACUCACCCACCCACGACUCAGAACACCAGCCCCAGGAGCCCUACCUCAACGUCCUUGAGAAACCACUGCCCUGUGCCUCUGGCCUCGAGGCAGGUGGUUCAUCUUCCUCCAAGAUGCAGGGACCUCUGGAAAACCCAGAAGAUGUGGUGCAGCCCAUGCCUGAACCAAAGCAAGCAUCCUCCCUGCUCCUGUGCCCAGCUUCCCCUCCUGCUGAAGCCAAGAUGGAAGAGAGGACCAAACAGGGCCAUGGGAGACCUCCCAAACCUGGGACUGGCCCCAGUCAGAAUACCUCCUCUUCCAGAUCCCCCACUCCUGGGCUCAGAUUCUCCUUCUUGAAAGGGCAAAGGCAAGCCCCGGGGCCUCCAGAGAAAGCCUCACUCCAGCAGGACGGGCCCUGGAAAGUCUUGUGUUCACUCUACUCUCCCAAACCUCACCGAGCCAAGUGCUUGGGGAAAGCUGGAACAACUCAGACCAAAACAUCUGGCCCAGCCGCUGACUCAGGCCCACUGACCGGGGAAAAGCCUGGCUUCUCAGAAGGCCCUCCAGAAAGAGGCACCACUCUGGAUGAGGAAUCCCCAGGGCCUGAGCCCAGGAUUGGGGCUCUGAAUGUGGAGAUCUUCCAGUCAAGGAUAGCAUGCCUGCCAGGGGGUCGGGACAGGGCAGGGAGGCCCCUGCUCCUGGUGUCAACCACCGAGGGGGCCUGGGAGGCACCGUGGUGCACAGCAUCAGAGGUCACCAAGCUGCUGUCCUGCCUGUGCACUGUCCCCAGGCCUGAAGAUAAAACCAAGGGACUGGCGGUUGUGAUUGAUGCCAGGAAACAGCCCCCACACCCUGGUCUGGUCAGUGCCCUGCAGGCCACCCAGGCUCUGGCCCCAGCCUCCAUCCGUGCUGUGCUCUACCUGGGGGACAAGGAGGCCGCUGUCCAGCUGGAGACACUACCUGACAUCCAGGUAGAGGUGGUGACCUCACUGAAGGCUCUCAGCCACCACGUGGACCCCAGCCAGCUGCCCCCGGCCCUGGAAGGCCUCCUCCCCUACUGCCACAGCGAGUGGGUGCAAUUCUUUCAGAAGUUGGACCCUUUCCUUGCUGACCUCCGCCGGGCCUCCUCCUUUCUAAAGGCUUCCAUCAGGCAAUUUGAGAAGAGCGACCCCCCUGGAGGGGUGCAGGAGGCCUCCAGGUGUCUCAGCAAGUCCAAGGAGCUGAUGGAGGCCGUGCUGAGGGACCCAGGCCUGCUGGGCCUCCAGCGGGAAGGGGGAGCCACUCUGGCCAGGCUGCGGCAGGAAGCUGGUAGGCUGGACUUCAACCCUGACGUCAGGAGCCAUCUGGCCGAAGCUGUCGCCUUGUACGGCCUCGUGGAUGAGCAGCUGCAUGUCCUGGUCACUGCAUCUAACCACCUCCUGGGGAGGUUAGAGCUCCGCAUCCGCCUCGGCCGCCUGGAAGCUGCCAUCCACCAGGUCAGCAACUGGAUGGAGCAGGAGGGGAGCUUGUGCCUGCAAGUGCUGAGCCUCAAAGACAGAAGCUUGGAGACUGUGGAGAAGGCCCAUGCGGACUUUGAGGACUUCUUCGUUCAGGCUGCAGCCCAGUACCGCCGCGGCCUGGAGCUGUCCAAGCAGGCCGCUCAGCUGGGAGGCACCAGCGAGGCAGGAGGAGCAGAGUCCCGGGAACUGGCAGCCUUCGCCUCCGCCCAGCGGGCCUUCCAGGCUAAGCUGACCCACUUCUACAUGGCGGCUGAGCGGCAGCGCACAGACCUGGAGACACUACUCCACCUGCACCACUUCUGCAAGAAGAUGACCUGGUUUCACAUGGACUGUCAGGACCUGAUGAGGCAGCUCAGGCUGGGCAAGGCCCAGAGGGCCAGCCCUGGGGACCAGCGUCGCCUCCACCGCUACCUGCAGCGACUGGCGUCUGAGUUUCCUGCCGAGAAGCUCACUGCCAUGGGGCUACAGGUGGCCUCGCUGAGCCAGGAAGGCCUGGGCCAGGACCUGUGGGAGGAGGCCCAGCUGAGACACAAGGAGAUCCAGACCUUCCUGAAGAAGGCCCUGGCCCACUGCCCAUGCCCAGCAGGGCCCACGGCCCGCUCAGCAGCCCCGGAGCUAAAAAGGGUAGCUGCCAGGGGCCAGGGUCUGAAUGGAGAUGUCACUUCCAAGGAAAGGUGGGGCCUGCCCCUCCAGGACUCACGGGGCCUGGAUCGUUUGCCAAAUCCCUGUUGGCCUCGUGCCCCCAGAGAGGGGCAGAACCGAAAUUUGCAGGCAGGCCUUCUGCCCCCAGAAGCUGGCCAGGCCAUAGAGGCUGAUGAAGGCAAAGGCCCCCAUGAGCCAUUUCCCUUUCUAGCCCCUGAGCGCUUCCUUGACCCCCUCUUCUCCUGGCAGGGACUCCCCAGGCACAGUCAGACCCCCCAUCCCACUGGGGGCAGCUUCUCCUCAGACUCACAGACGUCUCUGGAGGACUCACCCCAGAUAAGUCCCCCUGCAUCCCUCUAG